ACAUAAACUUCCAAAUUGUGUAUCAGAGUGCCGGGAAAGCAAUUUCAACUCUCUGUUAGUUUCUUAGUAGGGUGACGUGUUAACACUUCCCCAUAUAUAAAGGCAGGGACCAGAACAGGCUAAUACAUAUCUGUAGCAAGAUCCCAUGACCAACCCUUUUAGUCCUCCUCUUCUUCCUUCUUCUUUUUAGCUUUUUUUUGUUUUUAAUUAUUAUUAUUUUUAUUUGAUCUCCUAUUCCGGAAGAGGAGAGAUCGACGGAGAUGGAGAUGGAGAUGGAGAUGGAGAUGGAGGGGGAAGGGCUGAAGACUCGGAGCUUCCGCUACGAGGACUACAACAACAGGAGGGCGUUCCUGAGGAGCUACCCUCUCCAGUGGGAAGAUGAGGAGGAGGAGGAGGAGGAGGAGGAGGGGGAGGAGGCGGCGGUGAGCUCGUCGUCGAAAUCAAAGGCGCCCCUGCUGGCGAAGACCCGGCUCGUGGCGGUGUUCCGGUGGGGGGAGGGGAAGCUUCUGCUGCUGAGGCGGCUCAAGAAGAAGGUCGCCUUCUAUCUCGUCGCUUGCCACCCUUUUCGCUUCAAGUCCUCUGCCAAGCUACUGAUCACCGCCUAGCCACAACACCUACGGCCACGAUCCAUAUAUAUUAGCGCCACUUGUUCCCCUCCGUCGCCGAACACGACUGCUUUUUCUUUCUUCUCUUUCUCACCCCCCUCCUCUCCACUCCCAUCUAAAUCUAAAGAUAUCAGCUGUAUCAAUCUUUAUUUGUAUCUGAAACGUCGAGCCGUGGUUCAGUUCGCAGGAUUAUCAUAUUAUUCUCAUCUUAUUGCUUUCCCGAAUCUCUGAUGGUGAUUUAGCUAGAUGCGUCAGCACAGUAAUGUUUAGCAAAGAAAGAAAGAAAGAAAUGAGAACCAAAAAAAAAAAAAAAAGGAUUUAAG
This is a messenger RNA of Ananas comosus (pineapple), 928 nucleotides long. RefSeq lists its product as uncharacterized. NCBI's taxonomy places the organism in Eukaryota, Viridiplantae, Streptophyta, Magnoliopsida, Poales, Bromeliaceae. Bases 261 to 605 code for a protein of 114 amino acids. The transcript has a single exon. The record is from RefSeq and is a predicted model, not a curated record.